Messenger RNA from Porites evermanni, 1083 nucleotides. The record is from the annotation of a GenBank genome assembly. NCBI's taxonomy places the organism in Eukaryota, Metazoa, Cnidaria, Anthozoa, Scleractinia, Poritidae.
AUGGAAUCGUAUAGCCCUCAAUGCAAAGUUGCUGCCAACAAAUGCAUCGAAAAUGACCUGAAGUACAACAUCACAGAGCCUGAUUUCGAAACCCCUUGCUGGAAGAAUUUCCUUGAUCUUUGCUUGCCUACAACGAAACUUCCGCCAUCUAGAACCUGCCCACAAGCAAGCUUAGCCUUAGUGAUGCCGCUUAUUGUGGUGGCAGUGCUGUCAAUCGCAGCCAAUUCUCUGGUCUGCGUCGUAUUCUCUCUCUACAGACAGCUUAGACUUAUAAGACAUUACUUCGUUGUUAACCUCGCAGUAGCUGAUAUCCUCAUUGCUGCCAUACUGAUACCGUUGUUUGCCGCAGCCCAGUUGACAACUAAUAACGUUAUUUUAUACCGAUGCCAGAUUGUCCUGGACAUCGCCUGUGGUACAGCGUCUAUUCUAUGCCUUGUCAUGAUCAGCCUGGAGCGGUAUGUGGCAGUGAAGUACUCACUUUACUAUCACUCCAUAGUUACUCAAAGGAAAGCUGUUUUUUGUAUGGUCUUUAUUUGGGUGUAUUCGUCCAUUGUGUCCUGUGCAGCUUUUCUAUCCCUCUUAAAGAAACCGGAAAACGAAGAAGAUGAGCGGUGUAUGUUUAUUGGCCGAGAAUACGUGACAUUUAUCACCUUGGCGAGUUUUGUGUUUCCAGCAGCUGUCAUGUCUGUAGCUUACUGGAAUAUUUUUCUUGUGGCACGUAUGCACGCACGAAGGAUACAAUCACAAUCCUUGCCAAAUGAUUCAAUGGGAUCCAAACGUGGCAUAAAGAGAGAGCUUAAAGGGGCAAAAACUUUGACCGUGAUAAUGGGUACUCACUUCUUCUGCUGGUGCCCUCUGUUUGUUUUCUUUCUUGUUUACACGUAUUGCCCAUCAUGUCGCGGCAAAUCUAUGGACGCUAUCAACUAUGUCAUAUUGUUCCUUCGUUAUUGUAAUUCUCUGGCAAAUCCUCUAAUUUACAGUGGAAUUAACAAACAAUUUCGCGCUGGUAUCAAGCGAUGCUUGUUCCGACGAGAUGAAUAUAUUGAAGAAAUGCAAACCACGGCUGCUACUCAGAGAAUGUAA